Messenger RNA from Danaus chrysippus (African queen), 912 nucleotides. NCBI's taxonomy places the organism in Eukaryota, Metazoa, Arthropoda, Insecta, Lepidoptera, Nymphalidae. The record is from the annotation of a GenBank genome assembly.
AUGUCAAAAUUAACCAAAAAUACAUUCCCCUUCUUAGGAAUAUUGGGGUGCUAUUUGAUAAUAUUCUCAGUUCAGACUCUAGCGAAACCAACGAAUUUCGACGACGCAAACAUAAAAGAAAUCCGUUUUCCAAUAAAAAAGAUAAAAUUUGCACCUGUGCUACUAAAGACAAUACCGAAGAAUCUUAUACGCAAGAGGAGACAGUUACGUAUUCCUCGGAUCCUUCCAAUGAGAUCGAGAAUACGCCCCUUACUGCCACCCCGUCAGCCGAUAAUACUAUCUAUGAUAACUUCGGCCGUUUCAGACGGAAUAAGAACAUACCCAUAUUACUUGCAAGAAAUACCUUUAGCCUUCGGAGAAACAAUUCUGAACUCAGUAAGGGAAGCGGCUCCGCAUAUAACAGAUGCAAUAAAGGACAUAUCUCCAGGGAUAAUGGAAAUAAUGAAUGCGGUACCCGAGACGGAGACUAUGCACCCUUUUCAGAAGAUUAUGAAGAAAAUACCUACGGUUAUUCACGAAACGAUGCAAGUAGCCUUGGAUCCGCAAGAGGAGAACGAAGAAUCAGAAUUAAUACCCAAUCUACAGAGACUAGUGGAGGAGCCAACAAAAAUUACUCAUUCAUACUCCCGACCCAUGGAACCCCUGAAAAUGUUACAGGAGAAAUAUCAGAACACGAAAGACAAGUUAAAUUACAAGUUCGAAAAGACGAAACAGAAAGCCCAGUCUUUUUAUCAGAACUUACUUCAGGACUACGAGGAAAUAACACCCAAGAGGAAAAUAUACCAAAACGAAAUACCGAAGACUAUGAAAAAAGCAUCCCAAACAAUAUCUCCAGUGAUAAACGAAUCUCUUACGGAAAUGGCCAAAUUACCACAGAAAAUAAAAAAAUUCGUAGAGCAAAUGAAACAGUAG